Molecule: messenger RNA, 1068 nt
Organism: Hemicordylus capensis (graceful crag lizard)
Lineage: Eukaryota; Metazoa; Chordata; Lepidosauria; Squamata; Cordylidae
Gene: MRPS26
Product: mitochondrial ribosomal protein S26
Exons: 4
Coding region: 16-660 (214 amino acids)
Cellular component (GO): mitochondrial small ribosomal subunit
Source: RefSeq, a predicted model, not a curated record
UCUCCUUCAGUCUCUAUGGUGCUGGUUUCCGACCGCGCUGUUCCUCGGCCACUUCCGGCGCCUCUUCCAGGGAUGCUGCGAGGGCUGGUGCCCCUUCCCAGCCGGGCCGCCCUCCUGGGCCAGGCGCCGCUGCUGGCUGCCGCUCCCUCGCGAGGCCGCAAGUCCCGCACGGACCCUCCUGCCAAGUCCAAAGCCGGCCGGAUCAAAGUGCCGCCGCCCGUCGACCCGGCCGAGCUGCUGGUGGUGACCCAGCGGUACGAGCGCUACCGCCUGGUGGUCCGGGCUCUCAGAGCCGAAUUCAGGGAGGAGAUGCUGCGACAACAGUACGAGGAGAAGUUUGGGGGAGUGGGGAGGCAGAGAAAGGAAGCUGUCGCUGAGGAGCACCGGAAGCUGAUGGCAUGGAAUGAUGCCGAGAACAAGCGUCUGCAGGAACUGAGAGAGCAAAUGCAGUGCGCCUUCUGUGUCGCAACCUCAGGAAGGAGCGCCUCCGAAAGGAAGCAGCAGAAGAAGAAGAGCGCCGCUCGAAAGAGGCCCAAUACCAGGCUGCCCGCAUGGAGGAGUUUCUUAAGGAGAAGGAGAAAGAAGUCCUCCAGCUGCAAGAAGAAGCCAAGACCUUCAUCACCCCUGAAAACCUGGAGGAGCGGAUCGAGGAGUGCCUGAACAAUCCACGCAACUACAAUUUUGCUAUCGACAAGGAAGGGAGGGUGGCCAGCCGGAGCGUCUUGCCUUAGAGGGGCUGAUAGGAGGACUUGGCUUUCUAGAGUAAACCCUGCCAGAGAGUUGCCUGUCGCUUCCUUUUCAGUCCAGCCACCAGGCUCACUUUGAGUGAACAAGGAAUUUAUGGGUUUGGUAGUGCCAAUAAGGCUGCCCUGUUAAGACUGAGUAGCUUCCGCCUUGUCAAGGUUGCCAGGAUCCAAGGGGUAUACUCGUGGGUAAAAUGGGCCAUAACCCAAAGUUUGGCUGAAAAUCAGCCAAAUCUGGCAACCCCCACUUCUGGGACUUGGCAGCUUCUCCUAAACAUCAGUUGCUUCUGGUUGUCAGGAAUAAAGGAAUGGGUUUUUGUUUAGA